CAGCUCGUUGCCAGUCUCGAACUCAACUCGAACGCUCCAAGUUGACCGCUCUCGAUUUUGUUCUCCAGCUACGAUAUUUAGUGCUUGCCUUUGUACUUUUCUGUUAUUGUUUUCGUUGCCUGUGCGUUUAAUAUUGCCAAACGUUUCAUUAACAUUGCUAAGAGUACAGUAAUUUGAAUUCCGAAUUUACCGUCUUAAAAUGAGAUUAAUAAUCUUGGAAACGAGUGAAUCGGUGGGCAAAUGGGCGGCCAAGUAUGUGAUGAAGCGCAUCAAUGACUUCAAGCCGGGACCAAAUAAAUACUUUGUGCUGGGUUUACCCACUGGAAGCACACCACUGGGCAUGUACAGGGCGUUGAUUGAGUUCCACAAGCAGGGCAAGGUCUCCUUUCAAUAUGUGAAGACCUUCAACAUGGACGAAUAUGUGGGAUUGCCACGUGAUCAUCCCGAGAGCUAUCACUACUUUAUGUGGCACAACUUCUUCAAGCACAUCGACAUUGAGCCCGCGAAUGUCCAUAUCCUGGAUGGCAAUGCACCCGAUCUCGUUGAGGAGUGCAAUCAAUUUGAGCAGAAGAUCAAAGAAUCCGGUGGAGUGGAAUUGUUCAUUGGCGGCAUUGGACCCGAUGGACACAUAGCAUUUAAUGAGCCUGGCUCAUCUUUGGUCUCUCGAACGAGGGUCAAGACGUUGGCACAGGAUACGCUCGAGGCGAAUGCUCGCUUCUUUGACAAUGACAUGAACAAAGUGCCCAAACAGGCGCUCACCGUGGGAGUUGGCACCGUAAUGGAUUCGAAUGAAGUCAUGAUCCUAAUCACGGGAGCCCACAAAUCCUUUGCUCUCUACAAAGCCAUCGAGGAGGGCGUCAAUCACAUGUGGACCGUGAGCGCAUUCCAACAGCAUGUGAACACCUUAAUGAUCUGUGAUGAGGAUGCAACGUUGGAGCUGCGCGUGAAGACGGUUAAAUACUUCAAGGGAAUACUAAGAGAUACAGACGAAGGCGCCUCCCAGGAAGGUUACACAAAUUUUAAAUAGCCUGAUGGAUGUGCAUGCCAAGCUGAUUGAACAGCAAAAGACAACGUAACUUAAGAUGUGACUACGCUCAGCCAGGAUGGAUUCGGAUCCACACGGAGAGAGCAACAAAUUGUUUAUGAAUUUAUACAAACUUAUACUUAUGUUUAGUCUUUAUAACGAGGAAACACUGUGCGUUGUAUAUUUGUUUAUAUGUGUAUAUAAAGAGACAAAUCCUAACAACAUC
This is a messenger RNA of Drosophila innubila, 1250 nucleotides long. It is a transcript of the gene Oscillin, whose product is annotated as glucosamine-6-phosphate isomerase. The transcript has 6 exons. Bases 200 to 1027 code for a protein of 275 amino acids. Lineage: Eukaryota; Metazoa; Arthropoda; Insecta; Diptera; Drosophilidae. Gene Ontology annotation, biological process: carbohydrate metabolic process; N-acetylneuraminate catabolic process; D-glucosamine catabolic process. Gene Ontology annotation, molecular function: identical protein binding; glucosamine-6-phosphate deaminase activity. Gene Ontology annotation, cellular component: cytoplasm. The record is from RefSeq and is a predicted model, not a curated record.